Molecule: messenger RNA, 1718 nt
Organism: Drosophila ficusphila
Lineage: Eukaryota; Metazoa; Arthropoda; Insecta; Diptera; Drosophilidae
Product: G protein pathway suppressor 2
Exons: 5
Coding region: 299-1567 (422 amino acids)
Biological process (GO): regulation of transcription by RNA polymerase II
Cellular component (GO): transcription regulator complex
Molecular function (GO): transcription coregulator activity
Source: RefSeq, a predicted model, not a curated record
GCAUCACAAUCAAGAAUAGGUGGCAACCCUAUUCAGCACAUCCCACACAAAAUAAAUUGUUUACCACAAAAAACCGUGCUGAAAUUGAAAAAACCCGAGUGCAGCCCACCGCCGAGCAUUUCAAUUGACCCCAAAGGCGUUUGGCAAGAGUUUUCCGGAGUGGUGCAUACUUGAUUUUCCAAACAUUACCAGAAGCACAUCAUUCCAUUUGGGGAGCCCCUCCGAACGAACAGUCGCGAUUGCCCGGUCGUCCACGAACGCUUAUAAAAUUGGCAAGAUAACUAAGCAGAGCACAAAGAUGCCGCCAGCAUCAGCGGUGAACAAUAGUAACGCAGCCGCCCAGGCGGCGAAGGCCGAAAGGGCGGAGAAGCUGCGCGGAGCACUAAAGGGCUUCAUCGUGGCAGAUCGUCAGCGGCGCCAGGAGGAGUUCGAGGCGCAGUGCGAGGAGCAGCGGCUGCGGCGGGAGCGCGAGGAGCUGGAGCGCCAGAACCAGGUGGCCCUGGACGACACACGAGGCCAGAUCACCCGGCUGGACGAGCAGCUAGCAGACCUGCACAGCCAGAAGCACCAGCUCACCGUCCAGCUAAAGAAGGUGCUCAACGAGGAUGAAACACGGAAGAAGCUGGCCAAGGAGAACGAGCUGUACGCAAUCCAGCAGGCUGCGGCCUCCGUGGCCAGCGGCCCGGUCUUCCUGCCGCCCCUCCGCCUCCAGCACCAGCACCACCCACUGAUGCAAAAGCCUCCGACCGGCGGACAACCCGGAAAGAGGGGAAGGAGUCCCUCGCCGCCUAGUCAGCAGCAGGCUUACUACAAGAGCGCCGCAAGCUACGCCCAGCAGAAACACGAUGACUACCGUCGUGCCGCGGACUAUGCUAGAUUAUCAUGGAACAAGACCACGGCGCAGUAUCCGGGCACGGGCACGGUCUUCUACCAGACGGCCGCCGCUCCGCCGACGACGCAGCACCAGGCGGACGCCCGAAUCCAGUCCAUCUACAAUUACAACCUUCCUCUGCGCCAGGCGUACCACGUGGACCUGCCCAGCGCCACGGUCAGCAAGCCGCCGGACUCGCAGUCGCCCAAGGCGCAGCCCAUGCAGGUGCUCCACAUCAACCUCGACCAGCCUGCCAUCUCGCAGGCGGACCUGGUGGCCCAGGCCGGCGGCAGCAUCUCGGUGAAGGCCGCCCAGCCGCAGGUGACCAUGGAGAAGCUACCCGACCGCUACCACAUUCAGGUGAAGCACGAUGGCCAGCCGCCGAGCCUCGUCCCACCCCCGCCGCACCUGCUGUCGGAGGGCGUCAUCUACAAGCCGCUGCUUAGCGAGCUCUCGCUGCAUCCCAACGUGCUGCAGAUAAGCAGCAGCCAGUUUCCUCCACAGAAUCCUAAGACGGCGGGAAGCAUCACACAGGGCUACGCCCCCGGUCGAGGUGGAUCCGCCCACGAACAGCAGUUGGCCCGGCAACAAUUGGCGAUGCUUCCUGGUCAACCGGGGGCCCCGUCCGGAUCCGUUUCCGGGUCCCCCCAGCCGCCUCCUGGCCAGCAAUUGCACUACACACGCGGACUUUAUUAGCCCCUGAAAAGGGUUUAGCUAUGGAACUCACUCACUGAUAUACUUACGAUUUUAAAUGGACAUUAUACUGACUGCGCUACCCACGUGUAGUCGACACACGAAAUAAAGCACACAACUAUGGCGUCCCUAUUUUCCAAUCGAUAACUCAAAA